Peromyscus californicus insignis is the source of this 12178-nucleotide messenger RNA. RefSeq names its product histone deacetylase 9 (gene Hdac9). Lineage: Eukaryota; Metazoa; Chordata; Mammalia; Rodentia; Cricetidae. Gene Ontology annotation, molecular function: histone deacetylase activity. Bases 732 to 3932 code for a protein of 1066 amino acids. The record is from RefSeq and is a predicted model, not a curated record. Gene Ontology annotation, biological process: negative regulation of transcription by RNA polymerase II; chromatin organization. Gene Ontology annotation, cellular component: histone deacetylase complex. The transcript has 26 exons.
UUCCAAAAACACAUACUACAGAAAUAAAAUGAAGUGAAAUGUGUGUGCAUUCUCCCUCUCUGGGUUAGGAUUCUUCUUUUUUCUUGAUUUCCUUUCUUUGGGGGUGAGAUGCCAGCAUGAAAACCCAGCAUGGAAAGCAAGUUGAGGAAGGAAAGAGUUAAUUGCUUUUAAGGCCCUGCAAUAGAGAAUUAUGGUUUAAAAGAUAGAGGCUGGACAGCUGGCUUUGCUGGGGUAUUUUUAAAUGCAUUAAUGCAGGCUCCAAUCACUCGGCCAUGCUUGACCUAUUUUUGGCUCAGGCCGACCAUUGUUCUAUUUCUGUGCCUGUGGGCCAUGCUGUUGUUGAUUCAUAUGCAAAUGGAUUAUCACUAGCUUUAGCCAACUUGAGCUGAGAGAGACUGAGACAGGGAAGGGAGAGCGGCACAGACAGAUAGGAGGACACCCUCUGGAGCCCCUUGCAGGAUGAGGAUCUAUCUCUCCUUGAAACCCUAGAAGUCCAGGGAGCUAGGCGCCAGGUUUAAUUGUUUUCUUUCUUUCUGCCCUUCAUGGGUAGAGUUAAUAUUUUUCUACUUAUUCUCACAAAGAAAUAACCCCUAAGCACAUUCCUGUUGCCCACCUGCUUUUAGUUUCCAGGAUAACCUAAAACUCCAGCAAGCUCCAGCAUCCACUUUGCUCCUUCUGCUUUGCACACAGAUGGAGUGGCCGGACGAGAGCAGCUCUUGGCUCAGCAAAGAAUGCACAGUAUGAUCAGCUCAGUGGAUGUGAAAUCAGAGGUUCCUAUGGGCCUGGAGCCCAUCUCGCCUUUAGACCUAAGGACAGACCUCAGGAUGAUGAUGCCCGUGGUGGAUCCUGUCGUCCGUGAGAAGCAACUGCAGCAAGAGCUGCUUCUUAUCCAACAGCAGCAACAGAUCCAGAAGCAGCUCCUAAUAGCAGAGUUUCAGAAGCAGCAUGAGAAUCUGACACGGCAGCACCAGGCACAGCUUCAGGAGCACAUCAAGUUGCAACAGGAACUUCUAGCCAUAAAACAACAGCAAGAACUCCUAGAAAAGGAGCAGAAACUGGAGCAGCAGAGGCAAGAACAGGAAGUAGAGAGGCAUCGCAGAGAGCAGCAGCUUCCUCCUCUCAGAGGCAAAGAUAGAGGACGAGAAAGGGCAGUGGCAAGUACAGAGGUAAAGCAGAAGCUUCAAGAAUUCCUGUUGAGUAAAUCAGCAACAAAAGACACUCCAACCAAUGGAAAGAAUCAUUCCGUGAGCCGCCAUCCCAAGCUCUGGUACACGGCUGCCCACCACACAUCACUGGAUCAAAGCUCUCCACCUCUUAGUGGAACAUCUCCAUCUUACAAGUACACAUUACCAGGAGCCCAAGAUGCCAAGGAUGAUUUCCCCUUGAGAAAAACUGCCUCAGAGCCCAACUUGAAGGUGCGGUCCAGGUUAAAACAGAAAGUGGCAGAGAGGAGAAGCAGCCCCUUACUCAGGCGGAAGGAUGGAAAUAUUGUCACUUCAUUCAAGAAGCGAGUGUUUGAGGUGACAGAAUCCUCAGUCAGUAGCAGCUCUCCAGGGUCCGGUCCCAGUUCGCCAAACAAUGGGCCCACUGGAAAUGUUACCGAAAAUGAGGCUUCAGUUUUGCCUCCCACACCUCACCCUGAGCAACUGGUUCCACAGCAGCGCCUUCUAAUUCAUGAAGAUUCCAUGAACCUGCUCAGUCUCUACACCUCCCCCUCCCUGCCCAACAUCACUCUGGGACUUCCUGCAGUGCCAUCCCCACUCAAUGCUUCCAAUUCACUCAAAGAAAAGCAGAAGUCUGAGACGCAGAUGCUCAGGCAAGGCGUUCCUCUGCCUGGCCAGUACGGCAGCGGCAUUGCAGCGUCCUCCAGCCACGCUCACGCAGCCAUGGAAGGGAAGCAUGGCAGCAGCCACCAAGCUCUCCUGCAGCACCUGCUGCUGAAGGAACAGAUGCGGCAGCAAAAGCUCCUUGUGGCUGGUGGAGUUCCCUUGCACCCUCAGUCUCCUUUGGCAACAAAAGAAAGAAUUUCACCAGGCAUUAGAGGUACCCACAAAUUACCCCGUCACCGACCCCUGAACCGAACCCAGUCUGCACCUUUGCCUCAGAGCACGCUGGCUCAGCUGGUCAUUCAGCAGCAACACCAGCAGUUCCUGGAGAAGCAGAAACAAUACCAGCAGCAGAUCCACAUGAACAAACUGCUUUCGAAAUCUAUUGAACAACUGAAGCAACCAGGCAGCCACCUGGAAGAAGCAGAGGAGGAGCUGCAGGGGGACCAGUCCAUGGAAGACAGAGCAACCUCUAGCGACAUCAGCACCAGGAGCAGCAGCAGUGCUUGUGUGGAUGACACACUGGGACAAGUUGGGGCUGUGAAGGUCAAAGAGGAACCAGUGGACAGCGAUGAAGAUGCUCAGAUUCAGGAAAUGGAAUGUGGGGAGCAGGCUGCUUUUAUGCAACAGCCUUCUUUGCUGGAGUCCUCACAUGCACACGGACUUUCAGCGCACCAGGCUCGGCUAGCUGGCAUCGAUGGAUUAGAGAAGCAUGGACUCCUCUCCAGGACUCACUCUUCCCCUGCAGCUUCCAUGUUACCUCACCCAAAAGCAGACUGUCCCCAACAGCCUGCCUCUUCCACUGGAAUUGCCUAUGACCCUCUGAUGCUGAAACACCAGUGCAUCUGUGGCAAUUCUACCACCCACCCUGAGCACGCUGGGCGGAUACAGAGCAUCUGGUCACGGCUACAAGAAACUGGGCUGCUAAAUAAAUGUGAGAGAAUUCAAGGUCGAAAAGCCAGCCUGGAGGAAAUACAGCUUGUUCAUUCUGAACAUCACUCACUGUUGUAUGGCACCAGCCCCCUGGACGGGCAGAAGCUGGACUCCAGGACACUCCUAGGUGAUGAUUCGCGAAAGUUCUUUUCCUCAUUGCCUUGUGGUGGACUUGGGGUGGACAGUGACACCGUUUGGAAUGAGCUGCACUCGUCCGGUGCUGCACGCAUGGCUGUUGGCUGUGUCAUUGAGCUGGCUUCCAAAGUGGCCUCAGGAGAGCUGAAGAAUGGGUUUGCUGUUGUGAGGCCCCCCGGCCAUCAUGCUGAAGAAUCUGCAGCCAUGGGGUUCUGCUUUUUUAAUUCAGUUGCAAUUACCGCCAAAUACUUGAGAGACCAACUAAAUAUAAGCAAGAUAUUGAUUGUAGAUCUGGAUGUUCACCAUGGAAACGGUACACAGCAGGCCUUUUAUGCUGACCCCAGCGUCCUGUACAUUUCACUCCAUCGCUAUGAUGAAGGGAACUUUUUCCCCGGCAGCGGAGCCCCGAAUGAGGUUGGAAUAGGCCUGGGAGAAGGCUACAACAUAAACAUUGCCUGGACAGGUGGCCUUGACCCCCCCAUGGGAGAUGCUGAGUACCUCGAAGCCUUCAGGACUGUCGUGAUGCCUGUGGCCAAAGAAUUUGAUCCAGACGUGGUCCUGGUUUCUGCUGGAUUUGAUGCAUUGGAAGGCCACACCCCUCCCCUAGGGGGUUACAAAGUGACAGCAAAAUGCUUUGGUCAUUUGACGAAGCAGCUGAUGACAUUGGCUGACGGACGCGUAGCAUUGGCUCUGGAAGGAGGACAUGAUCUGACAGCCAUCUGUGAUGCGUCUGAAGCCUGCAUAAAUGCUCUUCUAGGAAAUGAGCUGGGCCCUCUUGAGGAAGAUGUCCUCCACCAGACCCCAAACACGAAUGCUGCCGCUUCUUUACAGAGGAUCACUGAAAUCCAAAGCAAGUACUGGAAGUCGAUCAAGAUGGUGGCUUUUACGAGAGGCUGUACUCUGCCUGGUUCUCAACUGCAAGAGGAGUCAGAGACCGUUUCUGCACUAGCCUCUCUGACAGUAGAUGUGGAACAGCCAUUUGCUCAGGAAGAUGGCAGAACGGCUGGUGAGCCCAUGGAAGAGGAACCAGCCCUGUGAAGUGCCAAGUCUCCCCCGAUAUUUCCUGUGUGUGACAUCAUUGUGUAUCCCCCCAACCCCAGCACCCUCAGCCAUGUCUGCUGCCUGGGUGGCACGGAUUGAUGGAACGUAAACACUGGGCACAGAAUUCUGAACAGCAGCUUCGCUUCUUCUUUGGAUGGACUUGAAAGGGCAUUACAGAUUCCUGAAAUGUAACCACUGUGAUUCUAAAGUUACAGUAACCAGGACUGGAAGAAACUGCCUCCAGCAUGCUUUUAUGCUGGUGACCCACUCCAGACACGGUGUGAGCUAGAAAUCUUCAAUACAGUGCUAGGUACUGUCCAUUUCAGAAGCUGUGACAGCCAGUGAAGUUCGAGGCAAAACCUGAGACAUAUUCAUUCCUGACAUUAUGAUCAGUGUUUUAUUGUGUAGUUUACUGUCAAGUAGACUUAAAUUGUUUACAGGGUUUCUUUCCAGCUAUGAGUGGAUGGGAAUUACAGACAGAUUUCUGUGGGUUUGAGGGAUUUUUUCUUUUGUUUUGUUUUGGGUUUUUUUCUUUUUCUUUUUCUUUUUUUUUUUUUGUCUUUGUUCUAACACACUUCCAUCCUUUCUGGUAAGAGUUCAAGAUGGAGCUGGGAUGAGGCUUUGUUCUAGUGGGAAAGAAUCACAAUGUAUCUGACAGUCCAAAGGAACUUGCACACUGUCCCUACAGUGUGCAGUGGGCACCUUAUUGGAAUUUUACAUCUGUUUCAAGUUCUCACAGGAUAGGGACUUGCAGUUUUGUCAGGGAGUGAAGUCUCUCCACCCCCAUGCAACUCCAUCUUGAGGACAGUGGCUCUGGAGGUGCAUCCCUUAGGGGAUGUGCAGCUGUGAAAAGCACAUUACUUCUCAAGGACUGUAGUUUGCUCCCGAUCUAUCUAGCACACCUUUUCUCAACUUUCUUUCUUGGUCCCACUACUUCCUCCUUCUUUUAGAAAAAUUACAAAUCUCCCUGAUACUCAGGGGAUUUUAGUAUUUGAUUUGCAUUAUUUACUUUUCAGAUGCACCCACUUUUCGUUAUCUGAUUCUUCUGUGAAACUAUUUUAGUGCAUAUGGCUUAAGUGAUGCCACCGAGUUUUCCAGAUUUUAGAAAUAUGUCAACAAAGAUGACAAAGAUCUGGAGUCCCUUUGCAUGGGGCUAAGCUAGGAGUCGUGCCUUCCCAUGGAAACUCACACAGCAUUUAACCUUUGCACAGGUAGCCUUUCUAGCAAAGGUUCAAAAUAAAGGACAUUUAUUUCUGAGAUUAAAAACAGCUUACUAAGUAAAAUAUAAGCAAGUUAGCCGCUGCCUCUGAAAACUGUAUUUCAGUGUAUAACUCAAACACCUAAAGACAGUGAGGUAAAAUACCUCACAUAUUUAAUGUCUGACAAUGCUUUUGAACAUUGAUGUUUCUUUUUAUAUAUUUUCCUAACUCAAAGGAUAUAUUGAAGCCAUAAGUGAAGAUUGUCAUGCUUUUAUUCAGAAAUCUGAAAGAGACCUUAAUUAAAACAAGGUUUUAGAGAAGGCCGAGAUAUGAAAGCCAUGGAGCAAUGUGGUUUUAGUUAGUGAGGACUCCAACCUGUAAAUCAAAGAUGAAAGAUCUCACUCACGUAGAAUUACAUAACUCCCCUUUGUUAGACACUCAGACCACAUUUUUCAUGCACUUGGUUUUUUUAGGAUUACCAUUUUAAUUUUAAAGACUUUUAUUAUAUAUACAAAAAUGGCUUGGUACUUGGUUUAACAUUUUAGAAAUUUGAGAUACCCUUUGAAAUAGGAAAUCUGAAAUUGAAUGUAACUCAGUAUUAGGUAAAAAUUACUUUCAUUGCGUAAGGGUUAAGUCAAUCUAGACUCAUAAUUGUAAUAAAUUUCUUUGUAAAUUCCAUUUUCUUGAUGUUUUAGAGAAAUUCAUGCCAAUUAUAUUUGCUAGCUCUUUUUUCUUUUCUUCCUCUCUUUUUUUGUAAUUGAGGAAAUUUACUUAAAGAAAACCAAAGGCUUAAAAGCUUACAAAAGACCUUCUCACUUUAAAAAGGGGGAAAGUUACCAUACUUCAAAAAGCUAUACAAUUGUGAAGCUUUAAAAUCAACUUCAGAGUUACACUUCCCUAUCCUUGAGAAUAUAUAUUAGAUGCUGGCUAAUGAGACAAAACAAGGUCACACAAGUAUAUCAAUUCACUGAUGUUCCUGUGACAACAUGACCUCCUAAGGUGACUUGUCAGUCUGGUGAAGCCGAAUCACAAGGACAUCUCUGCGUAAUUUAGAUUUUUAAAAUACUUAUGAAAGAGUUAAUCAUGCACUUCCUUUCCACCAUGUGACAACACACCUAACUGAUUGCAAUGCAAAUUAUUAGAAUCUCGAGAAAGGCAGAUAAACCCUGGUGGGGAAUGAUUGCAGCUGAACUUAGUCGUUAAGAGCGGAGUGAUACUGCACCUGAUUACAUGCACCCUUAAAGAUGGAGUGUGGCCCCAAAGGGCAGAAAAUAUCAACAUUUCUUCUGGAGCUGACCAGCACUUUUAAACAAGUAGUUCAACUGGUAUAGUUUUCUUCACCCACACAUUUAGUUUUUAUUGUUCCCAAUGGUCCCCAUUGACAGGCUAAUGGAAAAGCAUUAUGGCUCAUGGGUCUCAUUCUGACCCACCCUUUGAAAGAUGACCCCAUGAAUUCCCUCACAGUCUAACAUAACACACACACACACACACACACACACACACAAACACACACACACGUUGAAAUAAAAUACUGAUUUUUGAGAAAUAUAUGAGUAAAAAAUACUGAGUUUAAGUGACAGUAACAAAGAGAAAUGUGAUAAUCACUUUUGUUUUCUAUAUAAUUUCAUGUUUUAUUUUCGACCGAAUGAAGCAACCCUUAUAAGGAAUGAGCAAAUAUGAAUAUUAAUGGAAAUUUAGGGUUUGUUACUACUGACUAGCAAAUGGGGAAAAAUAUUGGAGGAAAAAUAUUUCUAAAUAUUUUAAUCUAGUUGAAAUUAUCCAUACUGGAGAGAGAGCUCAGAUUUUGGAGAUAAUAGAUGUAUUUGUCUGAAAACUCCCACAACUGACAUUUCCAUCUACAGUCCUAGGAACAGAAAUGGUGCCUUCGGUGUCAACUAUGACCCACUAGGCCUUUUUCAUUCAUCUAACUAAAGAUCCAGUAGCCUUGAAAGUGAGCCAUUUCCUCCCACAAAGAUUUCAAAAAAUAUGUGACUAGUGUCUCCCAAUAGUUCAGACCUGUUUUAUUUCUAGAGGUCCAUCAUGAAACUUUGUAAAUUUGCUGGUAUCUUUACGGACUCCCUGUGGGAGUAAAGGAGGAUGGUCCUGAGAGGCAGCUAGAAGAAAACUCCUCUCCAUUUAGCACUUUAAAGCUUUUUUAAAAAAAUUUAAUUCAUUUCUUUAAUUUGUUUUUACUAUUUCUCUCUUCAAAAUUUUUUCUCUAUUUGUUUCAGUGGAUGCUAGUGUUGAAAUCUAACAGCCCAAAAAGAAGCCAAAAUUUUCUCUCGUAAAAAUUAUUCAUUCUGAGCUUGGAAUAGCCAUUCUGUCUAAGUGUGACAUUAUCUUUUUCUAGUCUUAUCUGUCUUAAAAUUCAUUUCCUGCUUUUGGAAAUGAAAUCAUGUGCUUGCUGAGAGAGAGAGAGAGAGAGAGAGAGAGAGAGAGAGAGAGAGAGAGAGAGAGAGAGAGAGGCACGAAUGACCUAUCUGUUGUACUACUUCCAUAAAGAUGCCAUUUUUACCUCCAAAAGAAAUGAAAAACAGAUUAUCUGAGGUAGAGAACAAAGGCUUUCCAUUAUUUGCAGAGCUGGCCAUUGCUGUGGUCAUACUCAACAUCACCCCUUCUGUGUUCCUGUUAUAUAUACCUAAGACCAUAGAAUUUCUGUUCUCCAGACCAGUCACAGUACAUAUACAUACAUAUACAUAUACCACUUACAUAUACAUAUACCACUUACAACAUCUCUACCAGCUCUUGUGAAAUAUAUAAAGGAAUGAGUGUGUCCAUUAUUAAUAAGUAUGUUGGGAGUAACUCCAUCAGACACAUCUUAGACCAUUGAUCUAAGGCUAAUUGGACUUUAUCUUGAUGAUAAGGUAUUAGAGUGGUUAUAAUUUCUGAAACUGUCUUAAGUCUCAAACUAGAACAGUUAGAAAAUACAUAACACACUGUACAGUGCCAGUAUUUCUAACCAAUUAUUUCCUUUCCCUUGACUCGGUCUCCCUUGCUUGCCUGCCAAUACCAAAUUGGCAUAUUUAAACAAUCAGAGUAAUUUUGAGUCCUCUCUACUCUAUGUUUCCUAAGCAGAGGCUACCCUGCAAGUUUCUCUUCUGAGAUCCCACUUGGCUUAUGUGCCUUCAUGCACUUUUUCUAAACCUAGUCUAUAAUCUUGAUUGUGAUUUUUUACUUAUUCCUUAUCUAGAGACACCUGACUUACCUAGCUUUACCCAAAAUGAUACCCAAGCUUGGGUUUAUUCUGUACCCGGAGCUUGCCACUUUCUUUGAUUAAUGCAGCACUUUAUUUUUGUGUCAAAUAUCUUCCACCGUUUUUGCUACUAUCAAUUGAAUGACGUUCGUUGUCACACAGGGAAGAUUGUGCACACUCUCCAUGCCCUUUGGAAGACAUGAGACAAACCGUCAAGUACACAUGACCACCUGAAGUAAAAAUGGCAAAGGAGAACCUAAAAGAUUACAUAUUUCGGCAAUUAAAAAAAAGCCUGACAUAUUAAAUAAGAAAUGGACUCCUUUUAAUUUUCCUGUUUGGUUCUUAAGCACAUUAGGGGCACAUUACGAUCCCACAUGUAUACGGUCAGUUGUCUUCAGGGAUACUGUGGUCAGGUCCUUUGCCCUUUCGAGAAGAUAGCAUUUUAUAACAAUGAUAAAGUUGUUGCAGUCAUGUCUGGAUUGAGCUCUUUAUUGACUAACAUUUAGUAGAAAUAAAAUAACAAAAAUCACAAAAGAAUUGAAAGUUUUAUAAUCUGAAGAGAAUUCUGUGUGUAUGCAAAGUUGUUUUUAGAAAGGAAAAAGUUCUUUAUCGCUUGCUAAGUUGUAAGUUCUCAGACUCUUUUUGGAUGACUCUGUGCAGACCUCCCAGAAGGUGGGUGAGAUGAAAUUGCCCUUUCAGUGAUGGCAGGGUUUAUCAAGUGUGCUGUCAAAAAUUAGUGACCUUUUUGUUGGCAAUCUGUGUCAUUCAAAACAAACAUCCUGAUAUUAUAACUAAAUUGGGCAUUUCAGGCAUAUAUAUAUAUAUAUAUAUAUAUAUAUAUAUAUAUAUAUAUAUAUAUAUAAUUUAUUACUUUUUUGGUUGAAUGCUAGACCAUGAUUAUUGGAGUGAGUGCAGAUACUGUGGACAUUCUGGUUCAUUCCUGUAAUGUGGAUGUGUCUUUUGUAUUGUGGUCUUGUAUCUGUUACUGUAAUAAGAUCAGUUGGUUGUCCUCUGUGACCAAGUACUUUUGCCCUUAAUUUUUUGGCUUUCAUCAAAAUCUGUCACCCAGAACUGCAAAGAAAAGUAUACAUUGCCAAACAUAAAUUUGUUCUGCCAGUGAUGUGUCCCCAGAUGUGCAAGGUAAUUACCUAAUAAAGGUUUUAUAGCUAAUAACAGCACCAUUGUUGAACAUGCUUUCCAAGUGUUCACCUUCUCUCUGCUUCUUAUUCUUUUGGAUUUGGAAACACAGUAUCAUGCCCCAAAGGAUUGUUGAUGUUGUUAGUGUUAAAAAGAAAAAUGAUGCCCUUUUUGUUUGUGUUUUUUACUAAUUAGAUAUUCCUCUAGCCCUAUGUGAAUAAAAGCUAUUUGAAAUAAAUGUGUCCUAAAGUUUCUACAUCCGAUGUGCCUGCCCUUAGACUCUGUAUCACAAAUACAUGACAGAUAUUUUGUGAUAAACAAGUAUAAAUUGUGAGGUAUGACGAUAUACACUAUUCUACUUUCCAAACUGUCGAUAUUUGAGGCCAAAGAGAUGGCCAGAGUUAGGAGCACUGACUGCUCUUGCAGAAAACCAGGGUUCAUUUCCCAAGACCCACGUGGCAGCUCACAACUAUCUGUAACUUGAGUUCCAGGGGAUCUGAUACCCUCUUCCUGCAUUUACAGGCACCUGGCACACACGUGGUAUAUAUCUAUACCUGCAGGUAAUGUGCUCACAAAUAUAAAAUAAAAAUGAAUCUUUUUUAAUUAAAAAACUGGAGACAUUUGCUUGCAAGUAUCUCUUGGAAUGAAAUGAGAAUUAACAACUGAAAAAAAUUACCAAUCAAAACAGAGUUACAAGUUGACUUGUUAGUGCAUGCCUGUAGUCCCAGAACUUUGGAGGUUGAAGCAAGAGGGUCGCCAUAAAUUCAAGGCCAACCUGGCUAUAUAAUGAAUUUCAAGUCACCCUGAGAGAACCUGUCUCAAACAACAACAAGUUACAGUUACUGAUUUGAUUGUAGUUUGCUUGUCAGAAUAAAGAGCAAUAAAACCUGUCAAAUGCACAUUACUCUACAGAAUGUUAUACUACAAUUCUCACACAAGUCUUGUAUCACACGGACUAUUUACAGAUGAGAAUAAAUUUAACACGCUCACUAUCAUUAUAGUCAGUAAGAGAUGCAUACAUCUUUCUAGCUUUAAAUAGUCCGUGUUCUUUCCAAAUGACAUCUACUACCCAUAAAAGAUGAUGUACUAAGCACAUUUCAACUAACAAUCUAUGCCUAACCUUUAGCAUGGACUGUUUGUGCAGCCUCCGCUAAUUGGGGUUUUAUUAAACUCUGGAGUUAAAUGGAACUGGUCAUCAUGGCUAGGUUAGCAUAGUAAGUUACAAAACAGUUAUUUCUUACCAUAUACAACAUCUUACUUUAAUUGAGACAGGAACUCUAAAUUGUCUUUGGAACACAUACUCCAAAUCUUUUGAAAUCUAGUCCAAGACCAACACUUAUUUUUGUAUUUUAAAACCCCCUGCAAUAUUUAACAUUUUAAAAUAUAAAUGUUUCCAAUGGACAAUGGUUUGGGCUCCUUCUGGGAAAAGAUAGGUGUAUUUUGUCUAACAAAAUGUAAACUUGAGUUGGAGUGUGUGAGUAGAGUUGAUUUCAAUGGUAAACACCUUUGUCUUAAUCAGAUUUGUCAAAUGGCAAAUGUUACUUCAUGAUCCUUUGUUUCUUUUAAGUUUCUAUGGUGAAAGAGGCCAACUGAAAAAGUGAAGGGUAAGUGGAAAAGUAAGAUGGAAUGUCCUGUUCACCAGUGAGUGGCUGUAGUUGAAAAGACAAGCUCAAAGCAUGCCUUUCACUGCUCAGCACUUUUGUAUCUGUGUCAUUUAGUGUUGGUGAACACAAAGUGCUUCCAAACAUUGUCAUUCCCCCAUGAAUUGUGAUACCAAUGGGACAAAUUUUUACUGCCCUCCUGGUUGGUCACAAACGAAUCAGUCCAUAUAUAUCUUAGUAAUUAUUUUGAAAAAAGAAAAUUUUUCUGGCAAGUACUUAAGAAUACAGACACAAGAUUCAGGAGAAGAGACCAAGAAAUUUUCUUUUUUGAACUGUAGGAAGCAGAAUUAAAAAGAAGAAAAAAGAUUUAAAGUUCUCAGUAUAUCUAAAAACUAAGAAACCAGAUUGAUCUCCGUAUUGAAAGAGUGUGCAGUAUAAUAGUAAAAUAUAGCAUGAGCCCACUUACGUGUUUCCUUUAAUCAUUUUGUAAAAACUAAUUAGUUUAAAAUUAAAACCCACUGUGUCACACUUUAGCUUUCAUGACGAAAUUUUCCCUUUCCACCAUUUUGUUCCUUAUUUUUUUUGUUGUUUUUUUUUUUUUGUUUUGUUUUGUUUUGUUUUGUUUUUUCGAGACAGGGUUUCUCUGUGUAGCUUUGCGCCUUUCCUGGAACUCACUUGGUAGCCCAGGCUGGCCUCGAACUCACAGAGAUCCGCCUGGCUCUGCCUCCCGAGUGCUGGGAUUAAAGGCGUGCGCCACCACCGCCCGGCUUUUGUUGUUGUUUUAUUCUGGGGGAUGGCGGGAGAGAGAUUGAGAGCAUGGUGUAAAGGACACAAAGAACAGAUAAAAAGAAAGUUAAAAAAAUAAGGUUUAAAAUUUUAAGAUGUGAUCACAGUGAAUCCUUUAGUGACAUAAUAAAAAGUGAAUAUUUUAACAUGGUAACAUUGUAUUUAUGAUUUAUUCCCAAUUGUAGAAUUGUAUAUCCAUGUCAAAUGAGAUCAUUUUUUAAGAAUGCAUAUUUUAGUGCAUUGUGUUUAUUUUUUUUCUUCCUUGCUAUUCAUGUUUUGUCUUGAUUAUUCAUUGCAAAAAUAAAAUAAAAUAGAAGGAGUACUUGA